GUGUGCUCUAAUUUGGUUUACCAAGAUAUCGAUUUUCUUGCUCAAAUUCUACCGGAUGCCCAAACCCAUUUUCUAGAUGCACCAAUCUUUGUCUGAUUUUUGUGAUAGCCUACAAAUCUUUAAUUUACCAUAGCCUACAAAUCUGCUUAUGAUUUUCGAUUUGUUUAUAGUUAAUACCGUAGAGAAAUGGUGAAGCUGCGAUUCAUCGAUCUCAUACAUUUCGACACAGAGAGUGUUGAAUUUUAAAUAAACAAACUGCAUUUUUAUUUCCCAUUUUCACUGUUUUGUACCCUAACUCUUCCUAACUUCCAUUUCGCGUCUGUUGCCCGCCCACUGCCGUCGAUUGUUGCCGCCCUUUUGUCCGCCAUUAUCAGUCUCUCUCUAUCUCUAAUCUCUAUCUCUAUUUCUAUCUCUCUUUAUAUGCAGUGUCGCAUCUGUUGUUGAUGUCGCCGGUCGCCGAAAUUGAAGCUCUAGGUCGCCUCGGAAGCCCUCGUUGUCAAGCCCUAACAACUCGGAGCCAUUGCUCUUCGCCGACCGUUUUUACCCACUUGUCUCCAAAUUGUUUUAUGUGCUUACAAAAAAGAUAUAGAUAUUAUGCAAACUAUGAGCAAGGAGGAAUACUUGGCCUCUCUAAGAAGGAGAAGCAGUGGCUUCUUGAGAGUAUGGGUGCACACUCAAGGUAGACGAGAAGAGCGACAUCUACAGCUAUGGAGUAGUUCUGAUGGACAUUGUGACGGGGAAGAAGCCAUUAGAGGCGGAGUUUGGAGAAUGCGUGGACAUCGUAGAGUGGAUUCGAGGGAAGGUGAGGAAUGAGAGAGGUUUGGAAGAAGUUGUAGAUCCUAGUAUAGGCAACACCAAACAUGUGAUUGAAGAGAUGUUGUUGGUUAUGAGAUUUGCUCUUCUUUGCACUGCAAAGCUGCCCAAGGAUCGCCCCUCCAUGAGAGAUGUCAUCUCCAUGCUUGCAGAGGCCAAGCCGCAAAUUACAAGCAUUAUUUGUUGAGAAUGGGGAAAUUGAGAGGUCUUAAUUGGGAUAGGGUAGUGCAUCAGCACUAAGGCUGGAGGCUUAUCUCGUGUAUCUGGUUACAUGCUGGUCUAAUACAUUUGCUUGUGAAUAUGUUGAGUCUUGUCUUCAUUGGUAUACGCCUUGAGCAGAAUUUUGGAUUUGUACGCAUUGGCAUAAUGUAUCUGAUAUCUGGAUUUGGUGGGAGCUUACUAUCUGUGUUGUUCAUACGGAACAGUAUCUCUAUCGGUGCAUCUGGUGCACUUUUUGGGCUUCUCGGAGCAAUGCUUUCAAAGUUGAUCACAAACAGGUCGAUAUAUACAAACAAGGUUGCUGCACUAUUGACGCUCAUAGUGAUAGUCAUGAUCAAUUUAGGCGUUGGGAUUCUUCCUCAUGUGGAUAACUUUGCUCAUAUUGGUGGUUUACUUACCGGCAUUUUACUUGGCUUUAUUCUCCUCCCUUGUCCUCAAUUUGCGUGGUUAGCGCGCCACAAUCCAGCAGCUGGGAUUCGUGGUGUGACGCAGGGUGAAAUAGUAAAUUCAUAUUUAUUUAUUAUUAUUAUUAUUUUAAUUAGGGGGCUAUACUGAGUAAAACGGGGGCUACGAAUAGAAUUACCCGUCCAUCAAUUCAUGUCAUACUCUUCUUUCCAUCAAUUUAUGCCAUACUCUUCUUUUU
Salvia miltiorrhiza (redroot sage) is the source of this 1675-nucleotide messenger RNA. RefSeq names its product RHOMBOID-like protein 3. Gene Ontology annotation, cellular component: membrane. The transcript is spliced from 5 exons. Gene Ontology annotation, biological process: proteolysis. Gene Ontology annotation, molecular function: serine-type endopeptidase activity. NCBI's taxonomy places the organism in Eukaryota, Viridiplantae, Streptophyta, Magnoliopsida, Lamiales, Lamiaceae. Bases 1114 to 1587 code for a protein of 157 amino acids. The record is from RefSeq and is a predicted model, not a curated record.